Molecule: messenger RNA, 294 nt
Organism: Cinara cedri
Lineage: Eukaryota; Metazoa; Arthropoda; Insecta; Hemiptera; Aphididae
Source: the annotation of a GenBank genome assembly
AUGACACGCCACGCUAAAUCGCACGACGGAAUAAAACUUCAAUGUGCUCUAUGCCCGAAAUCGUUCGCGCGUAAAGACAACCUUGCCGAACACGUCAAAAUCGUUCAUUGUGACGGAAGAGUCGCCACGCCGACUAUUUCUCCGCAGGCCGGACCAUCUACAGGACCAUCGACUUCAACCGUGCCAUGGACUACCGACGAAGAAAAUGACGAGCUGUUUAUGGAAAUCGAUAUGGAUAAAGGUAAGAUUUCUUUUAUUAUGGCCCACCACAUAGCGAGGGAAAAAUUAUUAUAA